Messenger RNA from Triticum dicoccoides, 941 nucleotides. Its product is annotated as myosin IC heavy chain-like. The transcript has 4 exons. The record is from RefSeq and is a predicted model, not a curated record. Gene Ontology annotation, cellular component: myosin complex. NCBI's taxonomy places the organism in Eukaryota, Viridiplantae, Streptophyta, Magnoliopsida, Poales, Poaceae. The coding region runs from base 49 to 696 and encodes 215 amino acids. Gene Ontology annotation, molecular function: cytoskeletal motor activity.
AAAAGCCCUUCUCACCUGUUGCGUGGUUUCCCCAAGUCGCUCUCGCCGAUGGAUCGAUUCCGGCCUCUCAGGCGGAUCCAGGUGGAGCCCGAGCGCGCUGACCCGCCCCCUCCCCCGCCGGCGGUGGCAAUCGGCGAAGCGGCGGAAAUGGUUCCCGCGGCCGGGAUGCUCAUGGGUGCCAAGGUGCGGCGCCGCGCGGCCGUCUACCGCGACUGCAAGGGCGACUACAUCGGCGUGCACAGCGACCCGUGCCUGGCCAAGAUCCUGUCCAAGCAAGGGGAUAACAAAGUUCUAUUUGCGGACAAGGUGUUGAAGUUCACUCAGUCAGGAAAGAUGAAAAGGCGCAUCCUUGUGAUCACAGACUUUGCUCUCUACCUUGUCGACCCUGAUGCUGAUAUAUUGAAGAGAAGAAUAGCACUUGCAGCUGUUGAUAAGCUAUGUAUAAGCAAGCUCAGUGAUAACUUCUUCGCAAUCAUUGUGCCGACCGAGUAUGAUUGUUUAAUGGCCAGCACUAGAAAGAAAGAAAUUGUUGAUGUUAUAGUUAAGGCUAUCAAGAGCACAUCUGAGUAUGAACCUGAGGUGGCUUCCUCUAACAGGUUUGAGUACCAUGCUGCUGCCGAAGUGAUUAAAGAAGUUGAAUUUGAAGAAGCUGAUGGAAGCGUUAAAACUAGGAUCACCCUCAAGGAGAAGCCAUGAUUCAGAAUCAUUUUGGUAGCUCCCUGUACAAUGUAUAGCUCUUGUAAUCUCGGUGGAUUCUUAUAUUCACUUUGUGCCCCAAAGUUGAAAGACGCACUAUUCUUUUGUUGUAUACUGCAUUCUAUUUUCUUGCUUUUGUACCUGGAAGAUGUGACCUGCCAUUUUGAGGACCCAUGGUCGAAUCUAUGGAAUUUUGGUGUUAUCAUGACACUUUAUACUACUGUGGAUUUUCUGUUAUCAUGCCA